Molecule: messenger RNA, 1924 nt
Organism: Esox lucius (northern pike)
Lineage: Eukaryota; Metazoa; Chordata; Actinopteri; Esociformes; Esocidae
Product: glycosyltransferase family 92 protein F13G3.3
Exons: 8
Coding region: 489-1850 (453 amino acids)
Source: RefSeq, a predicted model, not a curated record
UAAAAUAUCCAGUUUGCAUGUAAUACAUUUUUUAUGUCUAGGUCUAAUUAGUUAGUAAACAACCCUUUUCUAAGACAAUUAUAGCUGAACGAUUUGCAAUAUGCCUCCAGUAGAAAGAAUGGACAUGUAUCUAACUCACGUGAUGAAAUAUUAGUAUCAAAUGUAAGAUUUAUCUAAAAACCACUUAUUCGAAACCCCAAGGUUGCACCGUUAUUUAAAGGGAUUUAGCAUUUAAGCGACAAAACGUAAAACAACUAUCCCCAGCCAAUGCGAUCUGACGUUUAGAAUCGCGUUUUCAACAAGAAAUAAAAGGAACGGAAGAAAUGAUGUGUCAUAUGCGGUGUAGUCCAACAGACAAUCUACACUUGCGCUAAUUCCCAGUUACAGAGCUAUAAAAUACUGCGCCUCGGUGUCGGAGGUGGUCGCUUGGUCUUUCAUGAACAGUACAUAUGGGGAUAUGUUCGUGUGGGAACAUAACCUAGCUAUAUAUGUCACCCCACUCUUACAAGUCACUAAACAACGUUCCUAAACGCCUCAUAAUGGAGAAGAUGGUUACAUUUUCAAGAUUGUUUUCUCUACUGAUGGCUUCUACCCUGGCAUAUCUGCUCUAUGUUGUCAUCAUCCUGCACAGAUCAACUCCAGACAAACUGUUUCAACAAAAGCAAAUCUUGUUCCACAUCUCUAACCAGUCCAUCACAUCUGUGAAAAACACUAAACACUUCACGGUGGGGGCCUACAGGGAACAUCGUGUGAAGGGACACGUCGUACGAAUCAUCAGUAUCUUCAGGCGAGAUUCUGUCCAGCCUCUGUACUGUUUGUUUUGCUGUGGGACUCACUGUACAAAUGGAUUAAAGGCUGAGGUCCAGAUGCACUCAGACCACUUUGGCUUCCCCUUUGUGACGACGGAUGUCCUGUGUCCAUAUCCUGCCAACUGCAACCCGCUGUAUGUGGCCCUUUCCACACAAGUUUCCGUGCUUGCACAGAACCACACCUUCCUGUCAAUACAGAACCUUGUGAAUAGGAAGGAAGUGGAUUUUCCUUUCAACUUCACAGUCUGUGUGUCCAAUCUAUUUGGAGACUAUAACAAUGUACUUCAGUUCACCCAGACUCUAGAGAUGUACAAGUUAUUGGGUGUGCAACGUGUUGUAAUAUAUAACACCAGCUCUGGACCAGACCUGAAGAGACUGCUGCAAAGUUAUGCACAGGAGGGCUUUGUGGAGGUGGUGCAAUGGCCUAUUGACCAACAUAUGGACCCGUCCCGUGGCUGGCUGUUCAGUGAACACGGAGGGGACAUUCACUACUAUGGCCAGCUGACCACUCUGAAUGACUGUAUCUACAGACACAUGUACCAGUCCCGCUACAUACUGCUAAACGACAUAGAUGAGAUUAUAGUUCCAUAUCAGCAUGAAACCCUGCCUCCGAUGAUGGAGGCACUUCAGAGCCAACACCCAAAGGCAGAGGUUUUCCUCAUAGAGAACCACAUAUUUCCUAAGACCCAAUUUGACCCAAGUAGAAGGUUUAAUCUGCCCCGGUGGAGGAAUGUUCCAGGGAUCAACAUCAUGGAGCACAUUUACAAAGAGGAGCCAGACUAUAAGAACUACCACCCCUAUAAGAUAAUAGUACGGCCCAGAGGAGUGGAGCAGACGUCGGUCCACGAAGUACUGCGUAGCUUCGGGGAGACGGUGCAAGUUCCUCCUAAAGUUUGUCACAUCAUCCAUGUCAGAGUUCCAUUACGUAAAGGUCUGACCAAAGAAAACCUGCUUGAAGACAAGAGGGUCUGGGACUAUAAGGGAGAACUUGUGUCUAAUGUAGACAAAGCUCUGGAAAGAGCAGGGCUACUAACCAGAUAGAGUGAGACAGGGAAGGUGGGAACUAUGAGGGGCCGUAUAAGACAUUAUUUAUUCUGAUACUCUCAUAUACAUAC